Molecule: messenger RNA, 348 nt
Organism: Caenorhabditis elegans
Lineage: Eukaryota; Metazoa; Nematoda; Chromadorea; Rhabditida; Rhabditidae
Source: the annotation of a RefSeq genome assembly
AUGAGUGAAAUGAAAGAAUUAGAUAUUCGAGAUAUCACCUCAAAAAGCAAGAAAAAAAGACUGGAGGACGGCGUGAGGCAGGCAGUGAAACUGCGCCUUGUAUACCAUGGAAGCCUUAGUCUGAAAAAUUUAGAUAUCGAACCUAUGGGACGUCUCAAAUCCAAUUAAUGCUGCAUCUACACUCCACCUCGUGUGUGGAACGAUCUUUCGAUUUGGGAGCCGGAUGAGCAUGCGACAGAGCAAUGUCGUGGACAUACGCUUCCAGAGAAGAAGCACAAACCAGAAGGAGGAAAUGAUAACAAUAAGGAUGCAGAAGAUAAGAGAAAUUGGGGAUGUGACGAUUGUUGA